AUGGCUACGAAAGAUCCAGCAACUGGUAAAGUUCCCGCCCAAGCUGGCGCUGGUGAACAACAGGAAUAUAAAAUUCGGAUUACACUAACAUCGCGCAAUGUGAAAUCAUUGGAAAAAGUCUGUGCAGAUUUGAUUCAAAAGGCCAAAGAAGAAGAAAUACGCGUCAAGGGACCUGUACGUAUGCCAACAAAAGUUUUACGUAUAACAACACGUAAAACACCUUGUGGUGAAGGUUCAAAAACGUGGGAUCGUUUUCAAAUGCGUAUUCACAAACGUGUUGUUGAUUUACAUUCAAAAUCGGAAAUUGUUAAACAGAUCACAUCCAUUAGUAUCGAACCAGGUGUAGAUGUUGAAGUAACAGUAGCCGAUUCAUAA
This is a messenger RNA of Adineta ricciae, 375 nucleotides long. NCBI's taxonomy places the organism in Eukaryota, Metazoa, Rotifera, Eurotatoria, Adinetida, Adinetidae. The record is from the annotation of a GenBank genome assembly.